AUGUUCUCCUUCGACGCCGAGCGGCAGCGAAAUUUGGAGAGAUUGCAGAGACUGAAAGAGCACAAACGCAAGUACAGUGUCUCCAGCUACAAGAACAACCUGAAGGAAGCGCAGCAGCUGCGAAAAACCACCAAGGACGCUGAAACACCGACGCGGGCGGUCAAGAAGCAGUGCAAUAAGGCCAGGGACGGACCCAAGGUUCAAGGACGAGAUGAAAAGAAGAAGCAGAAGGAGACCACAGAUCAUGAAGUUACAGUUGCCAUUCCAAUCAAGAGGGAUGACGUCUCUGUCGCCUUGGAUCACACUACCUUUGCCUUUACAACACAGGAACUCUUGGAGAUAAUUAAAACCCCGCUGCCCAUGAGAUCCAAGAUGAUUGCCAAAGAGGAGUCGACCAAGAUUGCUGCUGCUAAAGAGGAGACACUGCCAGUAUGUCACUCGGAAAAUAACUUGGAAAAUGCCCUCAAGUUCGUGUCCAACUCAAAGGAACAACCCCCUUCGAAUCCUGUGGCCGCAAAAGUUCCACUGCCCUUGGCCCACGCGAAAGUCACCCAAGAGCCAGAAGAGGAUGAGGUCGCUCCGAAAGUGGAGGCCAGAGCUGAGACGAAAACCAAACUGGACCUGCUGAAGGAGGGCAUCACCCUCGUUGGCUCUGUGAUGAAGAACUGGGCGAUGGCGGCGCUGCUCGUCGGAACCGGCGUCCUCAUUGCUUUUGUUGAUCAGGAGCAUGUGGACAACCUGUUGUACUCCCUGUCCACGAUCGAGAUCGUCGAGCACUUCUGAAUACGCGAGCACAUGAAGUAUUUAAAUUUAAUAUUGCCACUUAGCACUUCUCAAAUUUUCCAGGUCGAAUUUUGAUUCUUUUCGCAAAUUCAAAUUUUCCAAAAAC
Molecule: messenger RNA, 889 nt
Organism: Neocloeon triangulifer
Lineage: Eukaryota; Metazoa; Arthropoda; Insecta; Ephemeroptera; Baetidae
Exons: 3
Coding region: 1-783 (260 amino acids)
Source: RefSeq, a predicted model, not a curated record